CCACAGUGUGAGUGACAGGCUGAGCUGUGCUGCAUGCGUCAGGUAUGUUAACGCCUUCAUCUGAGGCAACAGCACCGUUCCACCGGUAACACCCACAAGUCAAACUGAUCGUUCCUACACCACGAGGAUUCCGUUUACUUCUGAACUUGGACGCGCUCUCACGGUAAACGAAAAGCCAAUAGGGGCUCAGAGAGAGACCAGAGAGACAUUCCCCCCCCUUCACUGAUACAGCUGACAGAACUACCGGGGGACAAAGUGAACAUACGCUGGGAGACUAUUUCACUAGACGAACAGCCUGAAAGAGGUUCAACAACAUCUGGAGCACCUGAGCUGAGUGACUUGGAGGGCCAGAGAAAAGUGGUUGAGACGCUCCUGAACUGCGCUGAGUGACUUGGAGGGCCAGAGAAAAGUGGUUGAGACGCUCCUGAACUGCGCUGAGUGACUUGGAGGGCCAGAGAAACGAAGUUGAGACAACAGAGAGGCCCAAAACGUAGAGGCUUGUACUUGGUUGCUGCUUACCUGGUGGGAGCUGCAGAUAGCAGGGACAGACAGGCUGAGGUUUCAGGAGCAGGUCCUCUAUAGGACAUACUGAGAGGAGACUACAAGACUUCUCCUACAGGGUCACCCACCACAACAUGCAAGGGAAAAGUGAACCCGAACACCAAGACAAUAAUAUGGAAUCACACUUUGAUCCCAACAAGCAGCCUGAAAGUCCCCCGUCUGAGAACGAGCCCUCCAAUCCAGUCAAAGUCCGCCAGAACCCCAAAUAUCAGCUGUUUCUGGAUGGAGACAUGAUUGGGAACGGAUCCAGGGAUACAAAUGGAACGUCUGGGAGAGAGAACGGGAACGGGAGAGAACCCAAGAACAGUUCCCGUUGGGACAGCGCUAGCUCCAGAUUCGUGCCAAACUUCCGCGGGUCCUUGGAGUCUCUUGCCUCUCGGGACUGGGACACCAUGUCGGACAGGGUGGGAGGUUUUGAGAGUCCACCCAGGGUGUUCAACAGUCCCUACGCUACAGCGGCUUCCACGGAGUACACCCCUGGCAUGAACCGGAUGUCAGAGCAAAAGAUGCAGGAGGUGAUGUCCCCAGCCACAUCAGAGCUGAACCUGUUCAACAGCUACAACAGCAGAAGUAGCAGCCCUGUGCUCUCCUUCACCUCGGCUGCGACCUCCUCACGUGCACGCUUCUCAACCUUCGACUCUCUCAGGAGGCGGGACCAGCCGGUGAUGCCAAGCCAACUCCCCAUACGGUCCACAGUGUCGCCUGUUGCUAUGCCCAACAAGAGAGACUACAUCGAGGAGCUGACCAGACAGAUGGAUGCCUGUCAGAAGAGGAACCAGUUUCUGGAGGCGGAGAGCAUAGAGAUGGACAAGGAGAGGAACCAGAUCAGGUUGGAGAUGAGAGGCCUGUUGGUGAACAACGAGGACCUUCACAGAACCAACAGUACCCUGCAGACGGAGAUGAACAGGAUGAGGGUGAGGAUGGUAGAGUUGGAGAGAGACAACACGGCCAUGACGGAACGCUUCAAAGUUAUGGAGACGGAGCUGACCGAGGCCAGGGCCCAGAUGGUGGAGGCCAACACUCAGGAAUAUGCCUUCAACUUCCUGCAGCAGUCUCUGAAGAAUAAGAUACAGGUCGCUGAGGAGGCGCUAGAGAAGCAGACGCUCCAUGCCCAGGGGCUGUCAGAGAAGCUGUGGCUGUCUGAGAGACAGUUGGAGGAUCUAGAGGUGGACAAGGAGACACGGGACAAGAAGAGAUCAGAGCUCAGCGACACUGUCUUCAGACUGGAGACUGAGCUAGAAGAGGCUCUGCAGAAAGCCACCCAGGCGACAGCAGAGCUCAGUGUGCAGCAGAAGCUACGAGAUGACGCCUUGCUGAGGGUAGAGGACAUGGAGGAGAGUUUACUGGAGAAGAGUCAGGAGCUGCAGAUAGCCCAACAGACUCUCAGCCGCCUACAGGGACAGGUCUCAGAUAAGCUGAUAGAUAAGGAGCGUUCCCUGGAGGAGGAGAUCCAGCUGAGAGAGAAAGUUCAGCUGCAGUGGAAGCAGGCAGAGAGGAGCGUAGAGGACCUGACGAUGGAGCUACAGACUGCUGCACAGACCAAGGAAGACCUGGUCAAGCAACUCAAACAGGCUCAGGAGAAACUGUUAGAUCUUGAGAACGACCUGGAGGAGAUGCAGGACAGUGAACAGAGAUGGGCCAGCAAGCACAAGAGAGCCAUCGAACAGACGGAACAGCUCCAGCUGAAGUUGAUCCAGCAGAAAGAUGUGAACGAGCAACUGGACAGUGAGAAAAGCACCCUGGAGAGACAGCUGCGUGACCUGCGUGUGGAGGUGGAGGAUCUCCAACACAACAGAGUUCAUGAGGAUGUGAUCGCUAAGACGGAGAGCCGGGCCAAGGAGCUGGAGAACGCUCUGAGGGUGGAGGAGAGGAACAAAGUGGUGAUGAGCAAUACCAUCAGUAAACUGGAAAGGAAGAACACCGAACUAUCUGACCAGCUAGAGGAGGAACAUAAGAUGGCCAAGGAGCAGAAGGACCUGAUGUCCCAGAGGAUCCGUUCCCUGAAGCGUCAGCUGAGCGAAGCAGAGGAGGGGGCCAGUCGUAGAGAGGCUCAAUACCGCCUCACCCAGAGAGAACUGGCAGAGGAGAGAGAGGCCACUACUAAACUACAGAAACAGCUCCUGGACCAGAACCUCCAACUCAAACGUAUGGAGGCCACCAUGACGAUGAGACAGACUCUGGAAGAUCUACGUCUGGAUCUUAGUGUGGAUGAGGAGGACCAGACCCCUCCGGUACCCACAUCCUCCAAGGCCUGAGACACCCUUCCUGGGACAGUAUUACAGCAUAGCACCCCCCCUCGAUGGACCAGCCGUACUAGCCUUACUCAUAACGCCUUUGGCCUAGAUUCAAUCCGGACUGCGGAAGAUCCAUGUCAUAGCGCGAUUGACAUUUAUAGCUAAUUUCCCAUUGAGCCGGCACAUAUGCGGCAUUCAACGUGAAUGUGGGUUUCAGCGAAUGGUGGGAACAUUGCCUUUAUAAACGUGCAUAAAUGGGACAAAAUGGGAUGGGAUUGAAUCUAGGCCAUUAUUGAUAAAGGCACCAUUCAUACCACUAAUACAGGACCUACAGGGAACGUACAACAGCAUCCCGUCAGCCAAUCAAAUCACCACCCGCAGGUUUGAUUUUCAGGUUCAAAAACUUACGUAGCAUCUGAUAAAAAAAAAAAGGGGUAUUGAAAAUGUGUUGAAAAUGUAUUGAAAUUGGUAUUGAAAAUGUAAACCAGUGUGUCUUUAUUUCUUGUCUUCCAUCAGGCUGCGUUUCCCAAACUCGGUCCUGGGGACCCCAAAGGGGUGCACAUUUCGGUUUCUAACACCACACAGCUGGUUCAAAUGAUCAAAGCUUUAAUCAGCUGUGUAUUGCGACCCCUUUGGGGUCCCGAGGUCCGAGUUUGGGAAACGCAGCCAUAAAGGGAGUUUAUUUGGUAAACUCCUGGACAAGAUUUUUAGAAUGUAAGUAAGUUAAAAUCCUAUGGGCUUGUAUUUUUACUGAUUCAUUACUAGUGCCUUUAAAAGAGAUAAUCGAUUGGAAAAUAAAAUUAAAAAAAAAACAUUUUAUUGAAUCAAUUGUACCAAAUAUGACUAACAAUAAAAAUAGACAUAGGAUUUGGGGAUUAUGUAAUGUUGGGGAUUUGGGCAAUAUUGUCUGCAAAUUACCAAAGCAAAUCGUAGUUUAAUAGUUUGUUAGAAGCAUUAUACAUUAAUUUUCACUUAUCUUUUAUCUGCAUGGUAUUGGGAUUACUGUGCUGCACUGUAGACUUCGGGGAAAAAGGGAGCUGUAUUUUUUUUAAAUAUAUAUAUAUAAAUUAAAAAGCUUUAUUUUUACACCCAUUCAGCAGAAUGUGGAAGUAUCUUCUUGAAGGACAGACAGCCUGAAUCAGUGAAGCCGGUGGGACCAUUUAACAGUAUAAUGCACUGUUUACAACACUUGUUACUUCAAUCCUGAGCAGAACCUGGGUGAGCAAAACCUGGGUGAGCAAAACCUGGGUGAGCAAAACCUGGGUGAGCAGAACCUGGGUGAGCAGAACCUGGGUGAGCAGAACCUGGGUGAGCAAAACCUGGGUGAGCAGAACCUGGGUGAGCAGAACCUGGGUGAGCAGAACCUGGGUGAGCAGAACCUGGGAGUGAGUGAGGACCCAAGACAAACGUCUCACAGAAGAGGAAAGAGACCAUGUUAUUCUCGGGUUGGGGAAUGUAUUCUGUCUGCACGGUGGAAAGCUGCUGGAUAUGCAUCUUACCUGAUGGAACUGAAUGACUUGCUGUCCUGCUGUUUACAUGAUAGAACAUGGAGACCAGCGACUCUGUACUCUGCUGGCAUAACUCUAAGUUAAACAUGCAUUAGACAGGACAGGACAGGACAAGACAGGACAGGACAGGUGGAUUACUAAAGUCACUCUGUACUCAGGCUCCUCCAUCACUGAGGUGGAAUCACUAACAGUCACUCUGUACUCAGGCUCCACCAUCACUGAGGUGGAAUCACUAACAGUCACUCUGUACUCAGGCUCCACCAUCACUGAGGUGGAAUCACUAACAGUCACUCUGUACUCAGGCUCCUCCAUCACUGAGGUGGAAUCACUAACAGUCACUCUGUACUCAGGCUCCUCCAUCACUGAGGUGGAAUCACUAAAGUCACUCUGUACUCAGGCUCCUCCAUCACUGAGGUGGAAUCACUAACAGUCACUCUGUACUCAGGCUCCUCCAUCACUGAGGUGGAAUCACUAACAGUCACUCUGUACUCAGGCUCCUCCAUCACUGAGGUGGAAUCACUAACAGUCACUGUGUACUCAGGCUCCUCCAUCACUGAGGUGGAAUCACUAACAGUCACUCUGUACUCAGGCUCCACCAUCACUGAGGUGGAAUCACUAACAGUCACUGUGUACUCAGGCUCCUCCAUCACUGAGGUGGAAUCACUAACAGUCACUCUGUACUCAGGCUCCUCCAUCACUGAGGUGGAAUCACUAACAGUCACUCUGUACUCAGGCUCCUCCAUCACUGAGCAGGUAGGGGCGAGGUUCCCGUGUGUAUUGUGAUGGGAUUUGAUAUUGUGAUAUAAGACGUUGCCAUUUUCUGGGUGUUUUGUCUGGUUGUGUUAUUAGCUGUUUUUAUUUGAUGCAGUUAAGCUACAGCCUUUACAUUUCUAUGGUAAGACCUCUACUCUACUGGUCACUGUCAAGGGAAACAUACAGUACUUCGCUUGGCCAAAUGUUCCUUUGCCUUUCUUCACAUGCUGGCAAGACCAAAAAAAGGGACGCAGUGUCAUUGAGAGCCUGUUUUUUUUGUUGCUAUAAACUACUAUAGGCCUAAUAUAUUAAAACGAUAAGAGAGCAAUAGUAAUGGCGUCUUUUUGUAAGCGCUAAAGGAGGCUAACUCCAGCUUGGCUUGUUGACAAAUCGUUUUUUUUGUUGUUGUUGUUGUAGGGUUUUUGGAUAUUAAACGGUAAAAAUAAGGCCUGUGGUAAACACAGACUUCAGGCAAUUUUAUACAUUUUGUUCUAUGAGAUAAUCUUAACAAUAACACUUGGCUCCUAACACUUAGCUGUUGUCAUUCCAUUUCUGAAUAGUUAUCGACUCUUUAGCAAAGGACUCAUUUUGAGCACAUAAUUCAUAAAGUUGAUGUUAACUGACUGAGCCUGGUGUUAACCUCAAACCUUAUAUCCUGUUUAUUUCACCCAUAGGAAUGUCUGCACGAACCAGGUGUAGAAAAUGCUAACUCAUUCUGUUUUUUUUAGGACUUCAAGCUAGCGAGUACUAUAAGUGAUAUUACUUCAUGUGAAGUCACGUGAAGUCACGUGAAGUCUGAAGUCACGUGAAGUAAUAUCACUUAUAGUACUCGCUAGCUUGAAGUCAUAAAAAAACCCGGAAUGUGUUAGCAUUUUCUACACCUGGUUUGUGCAGACAUUCAGACUUCACGUGACUUCAGACUUCACGUGACUUCACGUGACUUCAGACUUCAUGUGACUUCAGACUUCACGUGAUUUCAGACUUCACGUGACUUCAGACUUCACGUGACUUCAGACUUCACGUGACUUCACGUGACUUCAGACUUCACGUGACUUCACGUGACUUCAGACUUCACGUGACUUCACGUGACUUCAGACUUCACGUGACUUCAGACUUCACGUGACUUCACGUGACUUCAGACUUCACGUGACUUCAGACUUCACGUGACUUCACGUGACUUCAGACUUCACGUGACUUCACGUGACUUCAGACUUCACGUGACUUCAGACUUCACGUGACUUCACGUGACUUCAGACUUCACGUGACUUCAGACUUCACGUGACUUCAGACUUCACGUGACUUCAGACUUCACGUGACUUCAGACUUCACGUGACUUCAGACUUCACAUGCUAAAGGUGCUGGUAUUUAUUCUUCCUUUUCUGAUGUUUUUAUCUGCCUACAACUAUGAAUGUUAAUAUUAAAUACUUUUUGUUAAUGUUUCUGUGUUCCUUUCUUUGAUAUAUUUUCAGUCCAUCAAAUAUAUAAUAUAUUUUUUACACUUUGUUAUGUGACGGAGGUCUGCGAUAAUCCAAAAUUAGUGUACUUCAUAUCAUAGGUGUAUGUUUUGGUUGUAAUUGAUGAUUGGACCAGCUUAUUUUAAUGUUGACUACACUGCGCUAAGGUCAAUGUGCUAUUGUUCAAAUCUCUGACAUGAAUAACUACUUCCUGGAAGUUUAUUUACAUGUUCUAAUUGGUAAUAAAAGCAGACAGACGUUG
Messenger RNA from Salmo salar (Atlantic salmon), 6772 nucleotides. RefSeq lists its product as uncharacterized. Lineage: Eukaryota; Metazoa; Chordata; Actinopteri; Salmoniformes; Salmonidae. The record is from RefSeq and is a predicted model, not a curated record. Gene Ontology annotation, biological process: protein localization to cell-cell junction. Gene Ontology annotation, cellular component: myosin complex; bicellular tight junction.